AUGAUGACGACGUGCCGUCUGCUGUGCGCCCUGUUGGUGAUUGGUCUGUGCUGCUGCCCGUCCGUGUACGCGACAACAACUGGUGAAGAUAAAACUGAAAAAGAAAACGUUCCAAAGGUUGACGAGACAGAGGGAACAGGUCAGGAAAUGGAAUCGCAGAGUGCAACUUCUCCUUCGCCAGGGACGAAAAAGGAGAACAAAGGGACGAAACCGGUAGAAAAUAUGGCGCUUCAUACGUCACAUACAACGGGUACAAUAACCAAAACGCCACAGUCACAAAAUACUUCCAGUAAUACACAGGAUCAAGAUGGUGGGAAGUCUAAUGAACAGAUAGAACAUACGAACACCGUUACGGCAAAUGAACAAAAGAAGGCCGCCGCACCAACUACGACCACGACGACCACUUCAACGACGACGACGACCACAAAGGCGCCAACCACGACGACCACCCACGCGCCGUCACAUCUUCGCGAAAUCGACGGCAGCCUCAGCAGCUCUGCGUGGGUGUGUGCCACGCUGGUGCUCGUUGUAUCCGCGCUGGUGUACACCACUCUGGGCUGA
Molecule: messenger RNA, 561 nt
Organism: Trypanosoma cruzi
Lineage: Eukaryota; Euglenozoa; Kinetoplastea; Trypanosomatida; Trypanosomatidae
Product: mucin TcMUCII, putative
Exons: 1
Coding region: 1-561 (186 amino acids)
Source: RefSeq, a predicted model, not a curated record